GUCAUCACUGCGGUGGAGGAUCGGUUUCUGAGUGUGCCCGACUCGAUUCGGGGUGUUCUCAGGCCAUUUUACCUGCCCAUUGAGCAAAAGGCCGUCUCGUUUUGUUUUCCGAGAGAUAGAUGGGAUAAGGAGUUCUUCAAGUUGCAGGGCGGAUAAUAACUUACUUGUCGAAUUUACGAAAGGUUCUGGCUUUGGUGGUUGUUUUGUUUCGAGGAAUUUGAGAUGGGUUCGACGCAAAGAUCUACCUUGCCUACUAAUGUGGCGGAAUUGGUUGAUGCUUCCCCAUCAAACGGCCAAGAGGUUUCGUACAUUGGUAGUAUGCCGGUUUAUGUUAGGGAGUUGAUUGCCGGUGGUGCUGCUGGUGGAUUCGCUAAAAGUGCGGUUGCGCCGCUGGAAAGAACCAAGAUACUCUUGCAGACAAGGACAGAGUUCCGCUCUCUCGGAGUGUGGCAAUCUCUGAAGAAGUUAUUUCAGCACGAAGGUGUUCGAGGAUUCUACAAAGGAAAUGGAGCAAGUGUUGCUAGAAUUAUUCCUUAUGCAGCCUUACAUUACAUGACAUAUGAGCAGUACAGGUGUUGGAUCUUGAAUAACUAUUCUGCUUUAGGAUCAGGGCCUCAUAUUGAUCUUUUAGCCGGUGCAGCAGCCGGAGGGACAGCAGUUUUAUGCACUUAUCCCUUGGACCUAGCUCGCACCAAACUUGCUUAUCAGGUUGUUAAUACCCGAGGAAACAUUAAUUAUGGCAUGAAAGGCACCCACCAUCAAAUUGUUUAUAAGGGCAUAAGGGACGUGCUUUCAAGUGUUUACAAGGAGGGGGGCUUCCGUGGUCUCUAUCGAGGUGUAGGCCCAACACUCACCGGAAUACUCCCCUAUGCUGGUUUAAAGUUCUACAUAUAUGAGAAACUUAAACUGCAUGUUCCUGAAGAGUAUGAAAAGUCCAUUGUGAUGCGUCUUUCUUGUGGAGCUUUGGCUGGGUUAUUUGGGCAAACUCUAACAUAUCCGUUGGAUGUUGUUAGGAGGCAAAUGCAGGUCGAGAAUCUGCAUUCUUCAGAUCAAGGUGGUGUUAGGUACAGAAACACGAUGGACGGUCUUAAAUAUAUUAUCCGUAAUCAAGGAUGGAAAAAGUUGUUUUCCGGCCUAAGCGUUAACUAUAUCAAGAUUGUUCCUUCUGUGGCAAUCGGUUUUAGUGCGUAUGACACGAUGAAGGGUUGGCUCCACAUUCCGCCCCAUCGGAAAGCCCAAUCAAUGACUAGUGCGGCAUAACCAGAAAUUCAGAAUGUUGGUCAAUAGUCAUCUACUGCACGGGAAGUACAAGGAAGAAGAGCAAGAUGAGCGUGGAUUCUAUAACACAUUUGGAUUAUUGAUUUGCAUGUAAAAUUUAGCUUAACCUUGGUCAUAAUAUUAAUUACCAUUUAAUUACUGUAUUUCAAUCUCUGAUGCUCUUGUAGCUAUGUGGCCAUUAUGCUUUGAUGGGUUGUAUUUGAUUCAAGUGUUUCCAUGAUACAUUAUUUUGAGAGCCGAUAUUUUAAACUACUUUAA
Molecule: messenger RNA, 1536 nt
Organism: Pyrus x bretschneideri (Chinese white pear)
Lineage: Eukaryota; Viridiplantae; Streptophyta; Magnoliopsida; Rosales; Rosaceae
Product: mitochondrial carrier protein CoAc1
Exons: 8
Coding region: 223-1260 (345 amino acids)
Biological process (GO): transmembrane transport
Source: RefSeq, a predicted model, not a curated record